Molecule: messenger RNA, 1351 nt
Organism: Lingula anatina
Lineage: Eukaryota; Metazoa; Brachiopoda; Lingulata; Lingulida; Lingulidae
Product: E3 ubiquitin-protein ligase TRIM56-like
Biological process (GO): protein modification process
Molecular function (GO): protein-L-isoaspartate (D-aspartate) O-methyltransferase activity; zinc ion binding
Source: RefSeq, a predicted model, not a curated record
GGAAGCUACGCUACAAAGCGAAAGUUCGAACAAAAUGGCCGGUGUACUGUCAAAGACUAUCACUGACGACUUUUUAACAUGCACAAUAUGCUUAGAAAUCUUUAGUGAUCCGAAAUCACUGUCGUGUCUUCACUCUUUCUGCCUAGAGUGUUUGCAGAACACGGCAAAGAAGACACCACGAGCACGAGGGGCAUCUACAGGCAUCCUUCAGUGCCCUUUGUGUCGCACGGAAACCACCAUCCCUAGCUCUGGCCUAGAAGGGCUGAAGACUAAUUUUCUCCUUCUCGGCCUAGGUAGUCUGCUAAAGGAACAGAAAAGUUUUUCACAAAAGGCGACUGUCUGUGAGUACUGUUUGGAAGAUGGCACAGAAGUACCGGCCUAUGCAAAAUGCCUUGAUUGUGAAGAAUUUAUUUGUGAACGCUGUGCAAGGGUACACCAGCGUUCCAAAGCAACGAAAGAGCAUGGGAUUGUCACAAUGGAUGACUUGAAGAGCGAGAAAGGGCAAAAUACCGUUCGUUCCCACUGUCGUGUUUUGUGUGCAGCUCAUCCAAAAGAACAGGUCAAAUUCUUCUGCAAGUCCUGUGAUAAGGCAAUCUGCGUGAACUGCCGUCUGCUCGAUCAUAUAAACCACGAAUGUGGCCAACUUGAAGAUCUUGUCACAGAGUUUAAAGCAGAAAUCGAAGGGCUGAUUCCUGGCGUCAGUACGAAAAUGGAUUCAGUUCAACGAACACUGCAAAAUGUGGACCAACUGCAGGAAAGCGCCGAUGAUUACUCCGACAAAGUUUCAUCUGAAAUCAAAGAUCAGUCUGCAAUGCUACACGCUAUCAUCAACUCCCUAGAGAAGCAAUUGUUGGACAAGGUAGAAAACGGUAAAGCCCAAAAUCGAAAGCAGCUACAGGCAUACAAAGAGGGUCUCCAACUCACUCUGGCAGCCAUGGAAAGCACUACCAAAUACGCAGUGAAUUUGGUCAAGUAUGGAAACCCAGCAGAAAUUUCCAGCAUGAAGACUCAGUGUCAGGAACGUCUUAUCCACCUUCGAGACGUCAAAGUAGAUGGCCUGCCAAAUUUACAAAAGCUGGUCUUCAAAGCAGGUGCGAAAGCCGGUGCCGAUAGGAAUAGGAUAAUUGAAGGCUUUGGCAGGUUACUAACAGAGGAAGAACUAGAAACGGACCAACCACCUGAUUCCUCAGCACCUGCUUCCUUGAUUGACUUAACAAAUACGGAAGCCUCUGAUGAAGAUAAACGGAAGAACAGAUUUUUGGUGGGUUCUCUCGAAGGUAAGCUCAACGCAUGUGAUCCCGAGGGUCGCCAUGAUGCGCUGUGCACAUCAAACAUAUUGCCUGUUCUAUAA